This is a messenger RNA of Esox lucius (northern pike), 832 nucleotides long. RefSeq names its product dolichyldiphosphatase 1 (gene dolpp1). Gene Ontology annotation, biological process: protein N-linked glycosylation; lipid biosynthetic process. Gene Ontology annotation, molecular function: dolichyldiphosphatase activity. The transcript has 8 exons. Gene Ontology annotation, cellular component: endoplasmic reticulum membrane; intracellular membrane-bounded organelle. Lineage: Eukaryota; Metazoa; Chordata; Actinopteri; Esociformes; Esocidae. The record is from RefSeq and is a predicted model, not a curated record. Bases 33 to 749 code for a protein of 238 amino acids.
CGUCGAUCCACAUUGCCCGGUGUCCGGGUAAGAUGGCGUCGGAAGAACAGUGCUCGGUACCACCUCGAUGGCGGUCGAUAUCGCUAACCCAUGUAGAGUUCCCUGCUGGUGACCUGACUGGACAAGUGUUGGCCUACACCAGCUUGCUCCCCAUAGCAAUUCUUGUGGGCUUUGUUACUCUCAUAAUGUUCAAGCGUGAACUGCACACAAUAUCCUUUUUCGGUGGGCUCGUACUUAACGAAGGGGUGAACUGGCUGCUGAAGCACAUUCUACGGGAGCCUCGUCCGUGUGAAGGAGCUCAUGCUGCCCUGACCACGGAAUAUGGGAUGCCUUCCAGUCAUUCCCAAUUCAUCUGGUUUUUUGUUGUUUACUUCUUUCUUUUCCUUUAUUUAAGAAUGCAUCAAACGAACAAUGCUCGGUGUGUGGAGCUACUGUGGAGACACAUACUUUCCAUCACCUUGUUGGGUGUGGCCUUAUCAGUGUCCUACAGCAGGGUUUACUUGUUGUACCACACUUGGAGUCAGGUCUUCUACGGGGCCGUGGCUGGUUGCAUCAUUGGAAUUGUCUGGUUCUUCUUCACACAGGAGGUGCUCACACCUCUGUUCCCCAAGAUAGCAGCAUGGCCAAUAUCGGAGUUCUUUUUGGUGCGAGAUACGAGUCUGAUUCCUAACAUCCUUUGGUUUGAGUACACUGUGACCAGAUCAGAGGCAAGAAACAGACAACGGAAACUUGGAACAAAACUCCAGUGAUCUCAGCUGUUCUUCGGUGAAAGGACCACACACAUGUAAACCAACAUGAGCGCACACACAAAUAAAACACACUGGAGAAUUAU